Lactuca saligna is the source of this 348-nucleotide messenger RNA. NCBI's taxonomy places the organism in Eukaryota, Viridiplantae, Streptophyta, Magnoliopsida, Asterales, Asteraceae. The record is from the annotation of a GenBank genome assembly.
AUGCCAAGAACUGUUGAAGCUUUGUUAGAUGGAGCUGCUGUUACUAAACGUGAGGUUUCUGUUGCAACUGUUGGUCAGUGUGUGAUGUCAUCGGAUUUUGCCAUGGCUCAAUUCCGUUUUCUGGUCCCUAUUUUGUUAGUCCCUGGACACUGGAAUUACCAAAGAAUGGGUUACAUGAUCCUCUACUAUUUCUACAGAAACGCAGUUUUUGUCGUCGUUUUAUUCUGCAUGCUAUUGCAUGGCCUUGACAUGAGUGAACAUGAUGGUGACCUUGAGGUAGUUUCUUGCUGUGUUCCUGGGAUCCUUGAGGAUAUGAAGAAAUUUUCUUUACAAGAAUUCUUAGCAUAA